Acanthosepion pharaonis is the source of this 774-nucleotide messenger RNA. The record is from the annotation of a GenBank genome assembly. NCBI's taxonomy places the organism in Eukaryota, Metazoa, Mollusca, Cephalopoda, Sepiida, Sepiidae.
AUGGCACCGCCAAAACAAGCGGAGCGUAAAGGAAAGAAACGCAAGUUGAUCGAGUUCACCUGCUUUCUUCUUUUCUUCACUAUUUCUUUUAUUGCUUUCUUUCUCUUUUUCUUUCUUUCUUUUUUUACCUUUACCUUUUCUUAUUUACCUGCUCCCUUUCUUUCUUUCUUUCUUUCUUUCUUUCUUUCUUUCUUUCUUUCUCCCUUGUUAGCUUCACUUUCUUUCCUAUCAUUAUUUUAUCUCUUCUUUCUAUGUUACCUUCCUUCAAGUGUUGUCUUCGUUCAUUCUUUCUUUCAUUCUUUCUUUCUUUCUUUCUUUCUUUCUUCCCUCGUUUUCCUGCUUUCUUUCUUUUUUAACUUUACUUUUUCUCGUUUACAUCCUUUUUUUAUACCUAUCUAUAUUAUCUUUCUUUCGAUUUUACAUUUUCCCUUUUUCUUGCUUUCUCUAUUUAUUUUUAACUUUAUCUUUUCUCGUUUACACGCUCUCUUUCUUCUUUGUUUCUCCUCUGUUUAUUUCUUUAUCACUUUCUUUCUUAUCAUUACUUUUCUUUCUUUCUUUCUUUCUUUCUUUCUUUCUUUGUUUAAUUCAAUUUUCUUCCUAUUAAUACAUACUUCCUGUUACUGUUUCCUUUUAACUCUCUUUCUAUCUCUCACCUCUCAACUUUUUAUUAAUUCAUCUGAACAUUUUUUUUUCCAUCCAUUCUCCUUUUUUCACAUACAGGCUUCUUUCGCGUUUCUCUGCCUUUUUCAACCUCCGUUUGUAGGUGAAGACUAA